AUGUCUACAACUGCAGAACCAUCAAGCUCAACUUCAACAGCUUCUCCCAGUAAGGAAAGAGUUGAAAUAAUGUCCAAAGCUGUGAAUUUGAUGGGACAGGGCAGGAGGAACUUAAUUUGUGGAGAUGUUCCAAUGGCUGUAACUCAGUUUGAAGAAUGUUGUCAGAUUCUUGCUCAGACUUAUGGUGAGAUGGCCUUUGAAUGUGCUCCUGCUUAUUUUUCUUAUGGACAUGCUUUGUUGGAAUUAGCUAGAAUGGACUCAAAAGUAAUUGAGAGCCUUGAAGCUGAAGCUGAAGAAGAUGAGGAGGAUGAAAGUGAAAAAUCUGAAGAUGGCAAAUCAGGUGGUGAAACACCUGGUACAACUGAAGAUGAAGACCGUACUGACAAGUCUGAAUCCCUUUCCUCACAGGAUGAAGGAACUGACAAGGAAGCAAAAACUGAAAAAGAUGAAAAUGUUAAAGAUGAUGCUGCUGAUGAUGAUAAAAAUGAAAAUGUUGAUGAACAUAUUGCUGGUAAUGAUGUGACAAAUCUUCAACUGGCUUGGGAAAGCUUAGAGUUGGCAAAGAUAAUCUACCUCAAAAGAAAAGAUAAAGAAUCUCAGUUGAAAGCAGCACAGGCCUUUUUAAAAUUGGGGGAAGUAGGUCUUGAAACAGGUGUUUAUGAUCAAGCCAUUGAGGAUAUUAAAGAGUGCCUUAAAAUUCAAAAGGAAUAUUUGGAACCUGAAGAACGGGAAAUAGCAGAGUCUUAUUACCAACUGGGUUUGGUACAUGUUUUUGCUGGAAAUCAUGACUCUUCUAUAGAGAACUUUGAAAAAGCAGUGUCUGUAAUAGAAGCAAGAAUUGAAAAAUUAAACAAGAGUAUAGAAGCAAAUAAAGAUAGCAAAGAAACUGCUGAUGUAGAAGCUGUCUACAAUGCAAAAACAGAAAUUAAGGAAUUAGAGGAAGUUGUCCCUGACAUCAAGCAAAAGAUUACAGAUACGAUUGAAGAGAAGAAAACUGUUGCAGAUCUGAAACUUAUGGCAAAGAAAGAAGCAGAAGAGAAAUUGUUACAGACUCCUAAACCUGGAACAUCAGGAUUUGAAGCAAUGGGUAAUAUUUCUGGUAUUACAAGUCUUGGCACUACAACCACUGGUUUUAGCAGUACUGAUGCUGGUAAAUCACAGGAUGUCAAGACAACAGAUAUUUCUCAUUUGGUACGAAGAAAGCGUAAACCUGAAGAAGCAACUGAUGAAUCUGCAGAGAAAAAACAGAAGUCUGAGUCUGGCAGCUCAACAGAUACUCAGUCAGCGAAAACACAAGACACAGAUACAAGUAAUGGCCCACUGUCAUCUGCACAACACACUAAGACGGAAUCAUCUGAUGCAAAAGCAAAUGAACAAACCGAAGCAAAGGAUUCCUGA
This is a messenger RNA of Acanthosepion pharaonis, 1398 nucleotides long. The record is from the annotation of a GenBank genome assembly. Lineage: Eukaryota; Metazoa; Mollusca; Cephalopoda; Sepiida; Sepiidae.